GCCCUCUCUCCUCACAUGCCUUCUCUCCACCCUCUCUCCACCCUCUCUCUCUCUCUCCCAUCCAUUAGCAGGAGGAACAGAUCCCAGCAGAGGAGAAGAGGCGAGACAACCGAGGCAGACGGAGCAGAAGAAGAGAGAGGGAGCAAAGAAGACAGAAAGACAAGAAGAAGAGAAGCAAAGCAUCAUGGAUGUUUUCAAGAAGGGAUUCUCCAUGGCGAAGGAUGGAGUCGUGGCCGCUGCCGAGAAGACGAAGGCCGGAGUGGAGGAGGCGGCCGCCAAGACCAAGGAGGGGGUCAUCUAUGUUGGAAGUAAGACGAUGGAGGGAGUGGUGACAGGUGUGAACACAGUCUCCCAGAAGACGACCGAACAGGCCAACGUCGUGGCCGACACCGCCGUUUCCAGCGCCAACGAGGUCGCCCAGGCAACAGUGAAGGGGGUGGAGAACGCAGCGCUGGCGAGCGGAUUUGUCAACACGGAGGAGGCGGGACCAGUGGCUGAGGAGACUGACGUCCCACAGACAGAUGCAGGAGGAGAACAGACUGAACAAGCUGCACAGUAGACUCUGAACUUCCUGCCGUCACUGAACGAGAGAAGAAGAAUCUUCGUAUUUUUAGCUGUCGCGCUGCCCUUUGACCUCUGAGCAUCAUUAACCAAUAGAAACCCUCCUCAUCACCAUCAUCCUCCUCGUUCCUGGUACCAUGGUUUCACCGCCUCCACCCAUUGUUUUACAGUUUAACAAAUCCACACUCUCACCUGAUUGGCCGGUGUGGAGCAUGCGUGUCUUUUAAGCUCCGCCUCCUGACAGAGGGAUACCUGAAGCCUUUUAAAUGCACGUUGCUUUACUGACACACACACAGACCCACACUCACAAAUGAUUAACCCUCACACACACACACACACA
Molecule: messenger RNA, 901 nt
Organism: Archocentrus centrarchus (flier cichlid)
Lineage: Eukaryota; Metazoa; Chordata; Actinopteri; Cichliformes; Cichlidae
Gene: sncga
Product: synuclein, gamma a
Exons: 6
Coding region: 185-559 (124 amino acids)
Biological process (GO): chemical synaptic transmission; synaptic vesicle endocytosis; synapse organization
Cellular component (GO): axon terminus; cytoplasm; neuronal cell body
Molecular function (GO): cuprous ion binding
Source: RefSeq, a predicted model, not a curated record